UCAAGCAGCGAAGAUUCUGCAGAUGACUCUUCCAGUGAAACCAAGAAGAAAAACCAUAGAGAUGAAGACUGGCAAAUGUCUGGCUCAGGGUCAGUGUCAGGAACUGGUUCUGAUUCUGAAUCAGAGGAAGAUAGAGAGAAAAGCAGUUGUGAAGACAGAGAAUCUGACUAUGAGCCAAAAAACAAGGUCAAAAGCCAGAAACCUCCAAGCAGAAUAGAGCCAAAAAGCUGCAAAAAGAUUGCAGGACAGAAAAAGAGGUAUCUUGAUUCAUCGGAUGAUGAUGACUAUGACAAGAAAGUGUCUCGUCGCCAGGCAACAGUCAACGUUAGUUACAAAGAAGCUGAAGAAACCAAGACAGAUUCUGAUGACUUGUUGGAAGUUUGUGGAGAAGAUGUCCUACAGCCUGAAGAAGAUGAAUUUGAAACUAUAGAGAAGUUCAUGGAUAGUCGAAUUGGCCGAAAAGGAGCCACUGGUGCUGCAACCACCAUCUAUGCUGUUGAGGCAGAUGGUGACCCAAAUACUGGAUUUGAAAAGUCAAAGGAGCUAGGAGAAGUACAGUAUCUUAUUAAAUGGAAAGGUUGGUCACACAUCCAUAAUACUUGGGAAACUGAAGAAACACUAAAGCAACAAAAUGUUAAAGGAAUGAAGAAACUGGACAACUAUAAGAAAAAGGAUCUGGAAACAAAACGCUGGCUGAAAAAUGCUUCUCCAGAAGAUGUGGAAUAUUAUAAUUGCCAGCAGGAACUUACAGAUGAUCUACAUAAACAAUAUCAAAUAGUGGAAAGGAUAAUUGCCCAUUCAAAUCAGAAAUCAGAAGCUGGUUAUCCAGAUUACUAUUGCAAAUGGCAGGGUCUGCCUUACUCAGAAUGUAGCUGGGAAGAUGGUGCUCUCAUUGCCAAAAAAUUUCAAGCCUGUAUUGAUGAGUAUUUUAGCAGAAAUCUAUCCAAGACUACUCCAUUUAAGGACUGCAAGAUUCUAAAACAGAGGCCGAGGUUUGUUGCACUAAAGAAGCAACCAUCUUAUAUUGGAGGGCAUGAGAGUUUAGAGUUAAGAGAUUACCAGUUAAAUGGACUGAACUGGCUUGCUCAUUCAUGGUGCAAAGGGAAUAGUUGUAUUCUUGCAGAUGAAAUGGGUCUGGGUAAAACAAUACAAACAAUUUCUUUUCUGAACUACCUGUUUCACGAACACCAACUGUAUGGGCCUUUCUUGCUAGUCGUGCCACUUUCUACCUUGACAUCUUGGCAAAGAGAGAUUCAAACUUGGGCUCCUCAGAUGAAUGCUGUUGUUUACUUAGGAGAUAUAACUAGCAGAAAUAUGAUAAGAACUCAUGAAUGGAUGCAUCCACAGACGAAACGAUUAAAAUUUAAUAUACUUCUAACAACUUAUGAAAUUUUGCUGAAGGAUAAGUCAUUCCUUGGUGGUCUGAAUUGGGUAUUUAUAGGAGUUGACGAAGCUCAUCGUUUAAAAAAUGAUGAUUCCCUUCUGUAUAAGACUUUAAUAGACUUUAAGUCUAAUCAUCGUCUUCUUAUUACUGGAACCCCUCUACAAAACUCCCUCAGAGAGCUUUGGUCUUUGCUGCACUUCAUCAUGCCAGAAAAGUUUUCUUCCUGGGAAGAUUUUGAAGAGGAGCAUGGCAAAGGGAGAGAGUUUGGUUAUGCAAGUCUUCACAAAGAACUUGAACCAUUUCUACUCAGAAGAGUUAAAAAAGAUGUAGAAAAAUCUUUACCUGCCAAGGUUGAACAGAUUUUGAGGAUGGAAAUGAGUGCAUUACAGAAGCAAUAUUACAAGUGGAUUUUAACCAGGAAUUAUAAAGCCCUGAGUAAAGGUUCAAAAGGCAGUACCUCAGGAUUUUUGAACAUAAUGAUGGAACUCAAGAAGUGUUGUAACCAUUGCUACCUCAUUAAACCACCAGAUGAUAAUGAAUUCUGUAAUAAACAGGAGCCCUUACAGCAUUUAAUACGUAGCAGUGGGAAACUAAUCCUUCUUGACAAGCUACUGAUUCGUCUACGAGAACGUGGCAACAGAGUACUGAUUUUCUCUCAGAUGGUGAGAAUGCUAGACAUCCUAGCAGAGUAUUUGAAGUAUCGUCAGUUUCCGUUUCAGAGACUUGACGGAUCAAUAAAAGGAGAAUUGAGGAAACAAGCCCUGGAUCAUUUUAAUGCAGAAGGAUCAGAGGACUUCUGCUUUUUGCUGUCUACCAGAGCUGGAGGAUUAGGUAUAAAUUUGGCAUCUGCUGACACUGUAGUAAUAUUUGAUUCUGACUGGAAUCCACAGAAUGAUCUUCAAGCACAGGCUAGAGCUCAUAGGAUUGGACAGAAGAAACAGGUUAAUAUUUAUCGGCUAGUCACAAAAGGAUCAGUAGAAGAAGAUAUUCUUGAAAGAGCCAAGAAAAAGAUGGUGUUAGAUCACUUAGUAAUUCAGAGAAUGGACACUACAGGGAAAACUGUACUACAUACAGGCUCUACUCCUUCCAGCUCAACACCUUUUAAUAAGGAAGAAUUAUCAGCAAUUUUGAAGUUUGGUGCUGAGGAACUUUUUAAAGAACCUGAAGGGGAAGAAGAGGAGCCUCAGGAAAUGGAUAUAGAUGAAAUCCUGAAGAGGGCUGAAACUCGAGAAAAUGAGCCAGGCCCAAUAACUGUAGGAGAUGAAUUGCUUUCACAGUUCAAGGUUGCUAACUUUUCCAAUAUGGAUGAAGAUGACAUUGAGUUGGAACCAGAACAAAAUUUAAGAAAUUGGGAAGAAAUCAUUCCAGAAGUCCAGCGGCGACGAAUAGAAGAGGAGGAAAGGCAAAAAGAGCUCGAAGAAAUAUAUAUGCUCCCAAGGAUGAGAAAGUGUGCAAAACAGAUCAGCUUUAAUGGAAGUGAAAGGAGACACAGUAGGAGCAGAAGGUCUGGAUCUGAUAGUGACUCCAUCUCAGAAAGGAAACGACCAAGAAAACGACGACCACGAACUAUUCCUCGCGAAAAUAUUAAAGGAUUUAGCGAUGCAGAGAUUAGGCGAUUUAUCAAGAGUUACAAAAAAUUUGGUGGCCCACUUGAAAGGUUAGAUGCUAUAGCUAGAGAUGCUGAGCUAGUUGAUAAAUCUGAGAUGGACCUUAGAUGUCUGGGAGAACUUUUACAUAAUGGAUGCAUUAAGGCUUUAAAUGACAAUUCCUUUGGACAAGAAAGAGCAGUGGGUAGACUUGGGAAAGUUAAAGGCCCAACAUUCCGAAUAUCAGGAGUGCAGGUGAAUGCAAAGCUAGUCAUCUCUCAUGAAGAAGAGUUGGCACCAUUGCACAAAUCCAUUCCUUCAGAUCCAGAAGAAAGAAAAAGAUAUGUCAUCCCAUGCCACACUAAGGCAGCUCAUUUUGAUAUAGAUUGGUGUAAGGAAGAUGAUUCCAAUCUGUUAAUAGGUAUCUAUGAAUAUGGCUAUGGCAGCUAAAUGAUAAAAAUGGACCCUGAUCUCAGUUUGACACAGAAGAUUUUACCUGAUGAUCCAGAUAGAAACCCCAAGCCAAGCAGUUACAGACCCGUGCAGAUUACCUCAUUAAAUUGCUGAAUAAAGACCUCGCAAGAAAAGAAGCACAAAGACUUAC
This is a messenger RNA of Melopsittacus undulatus (budgerigar), 3574 nucleotides long. RefSeq names its product chromodomain-helicase-DNA-binding protein 1-like. NCBI's taxonomy places the organism in Eukaryota, Metazoa, Chordata, Aves, Psittaciformes, Psittaculidae. Gene Ontology annotation, biological process: nucleosome organization; regulation of transcription by RNA polymerase II. Gene Ontology annotation, cellular component: chromatin; nucleus. Gene Ontology annotation, molecular function: ATP binding; DNA binding; histone binding. The record is from RefSeq and is a predicted model, not a curated record.